UGCAACAUGCUUUGGAUCAUCAGCUGUUUGGCUUUGGUGGCCUCCACUCUGGGCUGUGGAGUGCCUGCAAUUAAGCCUGAAAUCAGCGGCUUCAACCGAAUUGUAAACGGAGAGAAUGCGGUCCCUGGCUCUUGGCCGUGGCAGGUUUCUCUACAGCAAUCUAAUGGCUUCCAUUUCUGUGGAGGAUCUCUGCUCAACGAGUACUGGGUUCUCACCGCUGCCCACUGCCGUGUUCAGCCCGGAUCUCACUACGUUAUUCUUGGAGAAUAUGACCUUGCCACCAAUUCUGAACCUGUUCAGGUCAUGAGUAUUGCCAAGGCCAUCACCCAUCCAUACUUCAACAGUCAGACCUUCAACUAUGACGUCACAGUGCUGAGACUGGCCACUCCAGCCCAGAUGACUCAAACCAUCUCUCCAGUCUGUCUGGUCGGCUCCAACGACAACGUCCCCCCUGGCACUAUUUGCGUCAACACUGGCUGGGGCAGAACUGCAGUCACCCCUAAUCCUCGCUAUCUGCAGCAAGUUACUCUGCCCAUUAUAAGCACACCUCAGUGCAUGCAGUACUGGGGACAGGGAAGAAUCACAGACUCCAUGAUUUGUGCUGGGGCAUCCGGUGCGUCCUCCUGCCAGGGUGAUUCCGGCGGUCCUUUGGUGUGUCAGAGCGGAGGCGUUUGGUACCAGGCGGGUAUCGUGUCAUGGGGCAGCACGGACUGCAACGUUCGCGCGCCAGCGAUCUACUCACGUGUCACUUACCUGCGUCAGUGGAUCGACCAGACCAUCGCCUCCAACUAGAGCUCCAGCCCGAGGAUUUUCUCUCUAGAAGGACAACAGACAUCUGUCAUUGCUUAAAUGUACUCCAGCUAUUGGGAGUGACU
Triplophysa rosa is the source of this 875-nucleotide messenger RNA. Its product is annotated as chymotrypsin-like protease CTRL-1. Gene Ontology annotation, molecular function: serine-type endopeptidase activity. Gene Ontology annotation, biological process: proteolysis. The transcript has 7 exons. NCBI's taxonomy places the organism in Eukaryota, Metazoa, Chordata, Actinopteri, Cypriniformes, Nemacheilidae. The record is from RefSeq and is a predicted model, not a curated record. Bases 7 to 792 code for a protein of 261 amino acids.